AUGCUGGGCUACUUCGACCCUGAAAGCAAAAGAGUUAAGAAGUGGUUGAACCCAAAGGCUUUUGAGCGACAGCAUGCAGCGAGCCAGGAAGAUGGAGUUGUCGAUGACGUUCUCAAAUCCUUAGAACCAGGCCAGCUGGAAGCUCUUGGCCUAGAUCCCUCUCUCUUGGUAACGGGAGCUGAGAAGGAGGGAAAUAUUGCUCCGAAAUCACUGCCCCAAGAUAAACAGCCUGUCUGCGAUAGAUGCCACAAUUUACAACAUUAUAGCACCUCGAGCGACACAGCAAAGGUUGCUAUGUUCCAUCCCACCGUUGAGUCCUUGCGCGAAACCAUCGAGGAAUCGCCGCACAAGUACAAUCACAUAUACCAUGUCAUCGAUGCUGCCGAUUUCCCCAUGUCUCUCAUCCCUCGACUUAAUGUUCUCCUUGGCGACAUUCCCAUCAGGACGCGCAAUCGAAGAUCACGAUCGGGCAAGUACCAAAAUGAUCGCAAGACAGAACUGAGUUUUAUCAUCACUCGAGGCGACCUUCUUGGUCCCACGAAAGAGAUUGUGGACUCAAUGAUGCCCUACCUUCGUGAAGUGCUACGAGAUGCUCUCGGCCGACUUGGAGGCAGGGUUCGUCUUGGCAAUGUCCGGUGCGUUAGCGCAAAGCGUGCUUGGUGGUGCACGGAGGUUAGAGAAGAUAUCUGGCAGCGCGGCGGCGCGGGGUGGAUGGUUGGAAAGGUCAACGUGGGCAAAAGUCAGCUCUUUGAGGCUGUCUAUCCCAAAGGCAGAAUGGGGCCAAGCAAGGAGGGAGGGAAGGCAUCAGUAUCAACAUACCCUCGGGAUAGCGUCAGUGCGGAAUCUAUAUAUGCCGAGCAGGUUGGAGAGCAAGAUGUGGAUGUUGGGGAAUUGCUUCCGCCCCCUCAGCCGGCUCAGAACUAUCCUGACAUGCCUCUGGUAUCCUCACUCCCCGGCACUACAGCAUCCCCAAUUCGAGUACCUUUUGGAAACGGAAAAGGCGAAUUAAUCGACCUUCCUGGCUUGGCACGAAGCGACCUAGACUUGUUUGUGAAGGAGGAGUGCCGUCAAUCGAUGAUCAUGAAGAAGCGCAUUGUCCCUGAACAGAUUUCAAUGACGCCUGGCAAGUCCCUCAUUCUAGGAGGAGGUCUCAUUCGCAUCACACCAAAGAACCCGGGCUUGGUCUUCCUAGCAUACAACUUUACACCUCUGGAGGAACAUCUCACUCAGACUGAGAAGGCCAUUGCGUUCCAGGAGCAGACACGAGAAUCCAUCGGUGUACCAAGUAUCAUGCUUCCUGGAAUUGGAGGCAAGAUGAAGCAUGCUGGAACAUUUAAGCUGUCUCACGACGUCACUAGACAAAGAGCCGGCCCUCUUACGCGGAAGAAUGCAAUAGGGUUAAACGUCGACAGGCUUCCUUUCCGAGUGUUAUCGACAGACAUCCUCAUCGAGGGUGUGGGCUAUGUUGAGCUUGUUGCUCAAGUCCGCGCACAGGAUGUUGCUAUGAAAGUCUUUCCAGACCAACAACCCCGAUUCGAGGAAAGGGUCAAGCCGAAGCAGAUCGAUACGUCUGAUCCAUUUGCAGCCAUGAGAGCUCAGCGGAUAGAUGUAAACACUCCGGUAGUGAAGAGGCGUAAGGAGCCUGAACCCAAGCCUGAGCCCGUGAUAGAUCCUGGUUGGCCAGCAGUUGAUGUCUUCAGUCCUGAGGGACGAUUUGUUGGCUCUCGUCAACCUAUUCAAGGAUGGUUACAUAACAAGCCUCGUGUAUUGCCAGAGCACAAAAGGAGUCGGCCGCGAAGAAGUAUGAAGGGUGCCAAGAAAAAAGACAAAGCCGGGAAGAGAGCUGCGAUCAACUGA
Messenger RNA from Fusarium subglutinans, 1857 nucleotides. RefSeq lists its product as uncharacterized. The record is from RefSeq and is a predicted model, not a curated record. The transcript has 2 exons. The coding region runs from base 1 to 1857 and encodes 618 amino acids. Gene Ontology annotation, cellular component: mitochondrion. NCBI's taxonomy places the organism in Eukaryota, Fungi, Ascomycota, Sordariomycetes, Hypocreales, Nectriaceae.